UUCAUAUCAGUGGCGUAGCCCGAAAGAGUAGAUGAGUAAAUAUAACUCGCGGACAUGAGUAAUGCAUUAUGAGGGGAAAGGGGGGAGCAGCCCCUGAACCUCCUGUAACUUUCCAAUGUAGACACAAGCCGUUAACACACAUACACACACGUACCAGACUGAACUUGAAAUUGCAAUCGCAGCAGCGUGCCAUUGGCAUUGGUCUAGUCCACAUACGCUUAUAUACCAACGCUCUAUGAAUACAUGUCAGCAUCACACUGAACUACUGAGCAAACUACAUUACUACUGACAUAGGUGUACCUCUCAGACUAACUAUGGAGCGAAAAGGAAAAAGAACAGGAAAGACGGCCGUCAAAGACAGUGCGGAGGACAUCAAACCUGCACUGAAGGCAAAAAAGAAACGAUUGGACGAAAAGAAGCUCAAAACUGAAAUAGUACGGUCUGAUACGAAGGCUGGAAAAAGGAAAAGGCCCAUCCCAAAAGAGGAGAAGAAAAGAAAGGAACCAAAACUGGAUGAGGAAACAGAGUUGGAAACUGGACUUGACCAGUAUAAGCAGAAGGAAAGGAAGAAACAUCGAGGGGGUGAAGAAGCGCACUCGGAAACUAGGCGCGAUGGAGACGAUAAAUACGACACCGCUGCCAUCACAGCGAAAGCUUGUCGCGAUGAACCAGAUGACGACGAUCGAGAUUCGACAGCAGAGGAAGACGAAAUAGAGACAGAUGAAACAGAGAAAGACGAAACAGAGGAAGACGAAACAGACGAGGACGAACCCAUGGAUUGUGCAGAGGAGACGAUAGAAGAUCCCAGCAGUGACACUUUCCUUCCAACUUCCAUGUUGCAGCCCGAAGGAUCCAAGACUCAACAUGGAUAUUCUAAGAGUUUCCGGUCGGUGGAGCAGCGUAUCAGUAAAAGGCAACAAGAGACGAAACCCAUGGUCCAACCAGACACAGCCGUACUAGACGAGGCAGAUAGUGCAUCCUUGAAAAUGAAUCGUGAUAUUCGAACGACAGGAAGGGGAGUGCCAUACCUCUCCCCUCGCCCAAAUAUCAGACCCAGUACUCCUUACAAAAAAAGUGUUACCAAAGCAUCUCAUGUAGACGUUCGUCCUGAGAGUCGGCAAAGGCACUGCCAGCAAUCCUGGCUGGACAAAGCCAGGCCAACCGUUGAGACCAAGAGAACAUACACCAACUCAACGUAUACAAGCAAGAAUAGAAUGGAGAGGAAAAGCGCCCCAAGCAGAGAAGACAGAGUAUCAUCUUCUCAUAUGUGCAAGAAGAGUUGCAUCUUGCUAUUGGUAUUGCUAACUGCCUUUGUUUUGGCUUCGUUGGCCUUCAUACCUCAUACUUCAAAGAUGGAUGUUGGUAAGACCGAUGUUGUACAAACUAUUGUAAAAGAUAUUGGGUCCUUCUUGGAUUCACCUGGACGUGCUGGAUGUGUGAAAAGAGAGCGGUCUGAUCGAUUUGAUGUCUUAAUGCAGGAGCAAGAUGUCCUUCACCAACAGCACCCGAGUCUUGAUGAAUCAAAGCUUUCUAUCAUCGCCGGUGCGUCGUUCGAUCACGUUGAAGAACAUCGUGAACUCGUACGACCAGUCGUACUGCUACUCGUCGGGAAACACGGAGGCAAGACUGACAUCAAUGACGUCGCCAGCAACGUCGCUAAGAUGUACGCAAAGGUCUUUUCCCCAGAACAUCAUGAGAACGACAUCGUAAGGAUCGUCGGCGCAGACCUUGAGAAAUCCGCUUCGGAUGAAGUGAAGAAAGAAGUGCAUGGUCGCAUCGAAGAAGGCUUCAAAAACUGCUCUAACGUCGUUCUGAUUACCGAUGUGGAUAGACUACCUCCUUGUUCAGCCAUUUUGUUCCACGCUUACUGUGAUAACGAUAGCGCUCCUUAUAAAGACGCAGUCUUCAUCUUUACCAUGACACUUAAUACUAAAUUGGCAGAAGACACACAGGCUAUGGUUGAUGAAAAGGCAGUCCAAGCCCAGCUUAAUGAAGGGUGGAGCCAGUGUCCUGAAGAAUUCACACCUGCUAAAAUGGUAGCAAUGCAUAGCCGUAUUGCAAAUAAUAUAGUCAUCAUUAAGAAAUAGACUAUGCACAAAGUUGGGUGGUACAUUGGGUGGUAUUCUCGAAAGCGGACUAACUGUAGUCCAUGGUUUAAUCCACCGACUAAGUAAGGAAUGCCAAGUGUUCAUAUGAAUACCUUUAUGAAUAAUGUAAUCUGUCACUAAAUUAAAAUAAAAUGUUAUUAUAUAU
Messenger RNA from Strongylocentrotus purpuratus (purple sea urchin), 2253 nucleotides. RefSeq names its product torsin-1A-interacting protein 1-like. The record is from RefSeq and is a predicted model, not a curated record. The transcript has 2 exons. Gene Ontology annotation, biological process: membrane organization. Bases 315 to 2087 code for a protein of 590 amino acids. Gene Ontology annotation, molecular function: ATPase activator activity. Lineage: Eukaryota; Metazoa; Echinodermata; Echinoidea; Camarodonta; Strongylocentrotidae. Gene Ontology annotation, cellular component: membrane.